GCAGACUCCCUUCACAGGCUUCAGUGCUUUCACCAAGUAUUUCUCACUGAAAUGUCCGAAACUCAUCAGCUUCAGCAUCUCCAAUUGGCGCCCCAUGCCUGUCCCCAAUAUUCAUUUGAGUCGUGAAAGAGGACGUUGGGCUCUGGCUAUUGUGUGAGUCGGGUGUCAAAUGCCUUGGGUUGUGCAUGGGCAAGCAGGAGUUGCAGUGCGCUGGGUGAAGAACUGGUUGAGUGGUCAGUGGCUGUGCGAUCAACUGGGGGCAGAAGGAAGUGGGUGCGGUCACACCUUGACCCCGCAUUCUGCAAUUCACCAGUCAAAGCAGGGUGUCUCCUCUAGUCAAGUGCGUCAGGAAAAACGGGACCGGAAGGAGACAGAGUCUGUUGCGAAACCACGAGGUGGCGGAAAAAGCGGAAGCAGGAACCUGCUCGAUGGUAAAGGUGGUGUGCCCUUAAUGCAUAAGACACACCGUCUAAACGUCAUGACGACGGUAGAAGGGCAGGAGGAGGGGCAGAGAAUGUCACAGAACAUGAUGAACAUAUCACGCUUCUGGAGCCAGGGUGCAGAUCUCAGCAUUGCUCCUUCCGUUGAGGGCAGCCCUUUCUCGUCUUGCGCCAGUGCCUUUCAGCCCGGAGGAAGUUUGCACUAUCUCAAGCCACUGUUCUCGGACAUACCUCGACGAAGGGCCAGCGAGAGUGAUGAAGGCCAGGACUGUGUUGGAAAUUCUGGCCGGGAAUUACGAGACGAAACGAGUGACGUCUCAAAUGAAUCUAGGCACUAUAGAGGCAGAGGUCGAAGAGGUGUUCGCGGUGCCCAGAAUUCAAGUGCUUUCCUCACAGUGUCAGUCAGAAGCACCGAAGCAGACGCGGAGUCCAAAGCUUCCCCCUCACCACAGGGUACAAGCCAUGAGUCUUUGAAGAAACAGGCGGGACGCUUGAAACCAGCUGGUGCGCCGAACGGCACACAGCAAGGACUGCUCUUCUCUGCGCAAUCAAAAGGGUCAAUUGACAGAAAGGCGCCAGCCACUGAGGUUCCUGGUGGUCGGAGCAGAGACGGUGCUGGUAGGAAAGCAGGAGGGGCGGCUGGCCCAAGGUUGCGUUCACCUCAGGGAGGUGUGGGUGGACCGCCGUCUGGGGGCGGCCCUGUGCGAGGUGGAGCCGUCAAGGAGAAACGACCCUUCCACAUCUCGAACCCACUAGAAUUAGUUGCGGGCUUUGUGGAGGAAGUGCGAGACAUGGUGCACGCAGCCACGGGGAAGAAGCGCCCGCCAUCGAAAGAGUCGGUGGCGGCGUGGGAGGAGAAGGCGCUGGCCAAGAGCUUGCUGCGCAAAAAGCAUGCGUCCCUGGUGAUGUUCUACUCGAAGAACUGCCAGCUGUGCAAGUCGAUGACCCCAAUGGUCAACGACAUGGCGCGAAAAGAGUCCUGGUGGCUGGACGUCUGCUACGUCGAUGUCGACAACCAGAGCUGGAUGCCGGAGGUCGUUCACUACGACGUUUCGUACGUGCCGUGCUUCAUGUACCUGACCCCGAGCGGAAUGGCCAUGGCUAAGACCGGCGCCCCCCUGAGUAAGACGCACGUCCUGGACGGACUGCAGAAAGUAAUGUCGGGGGCGCACCCCGAGUGUAAGCUAGCCCGGCGGAGAUUAGAAGAAAAGGUGCGCAUGCGGCAACGGGAAGCAUACGCGAAGGCGAGAGCAGAUUGGGAAGCACAAAAGAAAGAGAGUGAGAAGGAAGGAACCAGCGAGGUGGCUGUGGAAGACAAAGCCUGAUUGAAACGCUGGAUGAGGUAACAACACUGAUAGAAGGACCAUUGUAAGCAAAGAGGGCGUCACCGAGACAUAGUGGUAAAUGAAACUGAAAAUUGAUCGAAGGACUCACCGGAGUGCCAUGCGCAGUGGAUAUCUUCUUAUACUAUUAACAGCUUGCGACAUGCCUCGAUGUGCAGCAUCAUCGGC
Messenger RNA from Klebsormidium nitens, 1951 nucleotides. NCBI's taxonomy places the organism in Eukaryota, Viridiplantae, Streptophyta, Klebsormidiophyceae, Klebsormidiales, Klebsormidiaceae. The record is from the annotation of a GenBank genome assembly.